AAGCCUCAACUAACAGCGAUACUACUGCCGGUCUCCAUGGUUCAAACUGGACAAUGCACUGCGCUCUCAUGCGGGAUCGUCCCACAGAAAGACGCCGAAGCAGUGCGACCGGUCUCGAUACACCGUCCCACGUCCUAUCAGCGCGGGGGAGCAGCAAGCGGAGAAGGAGGGUCUCGUGUAUCGCGUUAGACCUCCUACGCGCCACCUACGCUUGGCACCCGUUGCUACAUAUAUCAGACAUCCCUCCUCGGCACGAGUCCAUCCCCAUACCACUGCCAUGAUACUCUACGCUGUGCUGCUGUGUGUGGCUUUUUUGGCGUGGAAGACUCGACGCAGCGUGCGGUCGUCGCUGGAGAAGCUACCUGGACCUCCGGCGGCUUCGUUCUUCGCAGGCAAUGCGCUAGAACUGAUGGACAGACAUGGGUGGGGGUUUCACGAGCGACUCAUGCGCACAUACGGCUCAGUCACCAAGCUGCACUGGCUUUUCGGCGCCCCAGCCCUCUACGUCUACGACCCUUUGGCUUUGCAGCACAUUGUGAAAGACAUCUCAACCUACGAGGAGCCUUCUUGGUACAUACAGAGCAAUAGUAUAAUGCUCGGCCCCGGGAUUUUGUCCGUCGAAGGUGACACGCAUCGCAGGCAGCGGAAGAUGCUCACCCCGGUCUUUUCGGCCAAGCACCUACGCAGCGCUGUGCCCGUCUUCUACCAGGUCGUCGACAAGCUCGUAGACGCCAUCUCCGCCCGUGUGCCAGCAGGUCCCCAGGCGGCAGAAGUUGACGUCUUGAGCUGGAUGGGGCGCGCCGCGCUCGAGCUGAUCGGCCAAUCCGGGAUCGGGUGUUCGUUCGACCCUCUGACGGAGGACGUGCCAGAUGCCUAUACAGAGGCGGUCAAGAACUACGCACCGAUAGCGACCUCACCACAGGUGGUGAUGCUCCGGCAGAUGGUGCCCGUGCUUAGGCACGCUGGACCGGGCUGGCUCCGACGCUGGGUUGUUCAACGAUUUCCCCUUGCUGAUGUUCGGCGCCUUGCGGAGAUCUCGGACACGCUGCAUGAGCGCUCGCUCGAGAUAUUCCGCGCGAAGAAGGCGGUGAUUGAGGCUGGCGGAGACGCGGACGCGAUGGACAUCAUGAGCAUUCUGGUCCGGGCCAAUAUGAACGCGUCUGAGGAAGACAGGCUUCCUGAAGAUCAGCUCCUGGGCCAGAUGUCGUCGAUCAUCUUCGCAGCGAUGGACACGACCUCGAACUCCAUGGCUCGCAUUCUUCAUCUCUUGGCGGAACACCCGGAAGUCCAGGCCAAGCUUCGUCGGGAGGUUCUCGAAGCGAAGGCUCAUGGCCAAAUGGACUACGACCAGUUACAUGCACUGCCAUACCUGGAUGCGGUAUGCCGCGAGACGCUGCGGAUCGCUCCCGCAGGUGUACAGACGUUCCGCUCGGCGUCGAAAGAUACGGUUCUCCCACUCUCGCAGCCCGUCCGCGGAACAGACGGGACGCUCAUGUCCGAACUCACCAUCCCCAAGGGGACGAAUCUCUUCCUCGCCAUCUGGGCAUGCAACCGCACCGAGGAACUUUGGGGCCCCGACGCGCACGAGUGGAAACCAGAGCGGUGGCUGAAGCCCCUGCCCGCGGCUGUAGAGAGCGCGGCGAUCCCGGGGGUGUACUCGAACCUGAUGACGUUCUUGGGCGGCGGGCGGUCAUGCAUUGGUUUCACGUUUUCACAGCUAGAGAUGAAGGUCGUCGUCUCCGAGCUGAUUGCGAACUUCUCCUUCGAGUCCUCUGACACGCCCGUGGUGUGGAACCUCUCCGGGAUAACGUAUCCGUCGGUCAGCAAGGAGAGUACGAAGGCUGAGAUGUGGCUGCGGGUGCGCCGUCUUCGGGAGGACUAGGCUAGCGACUCGCGAGCUCGCCCGCUCGCAGUGCAUAUGCAAUGAAGUAAUCCCGUUUCACUAUCACCAUGGCAAAUGGGCGUUGGUGGUUCUCGAAACGCGU
Trametes versicolor FP-101664 SS1 is the source of this 1985-nucleotide messenger RNA. RefSeq names its product cytochrome P450. NCBI's taxonomy places the organism in Eukaryota, Fungi, Basidiomycota, Agaricomycetes, Polyporales, Polyporaceae. Bases 278 to 1882 code for a protein of 534 amino acids. Gene Ontology annotation, molecular function: monooxygenase activity; heme binding; iron ion binding. The record is from RefSeq and is a predicted model, not a curated record. The transcript is spliced from 14 exons.